UUUACUAGGGAUUGGUGGAUUUGCAACUUUUCUGCGCUACAAUGGUGAGAGGAGAGCAAUUCCAAAAGGUACUUGUUUUGCUAUUUCCUUAUAUUUCUUUGAGUGACUCUUACUGUUUACCCAAGAUUUUUUCUUCAGUAGGGAGUAUUUGGUCUGAGGAUUCAUGCUUUCAUAAUGAUUGGGGAUUGCAUUUAAAGAGGUCUAUUUAAACUUGGGCUUUGAGUGUGUGGAAGAAAGUUAUGUAAUCAAUCAUAUCUGUGUGGAUUUCAAUCAGACGUUCGUUGUACUAUAAUCUGGCCUUUUGGCACAUAGACUGGCAAACCACUGCAGCCAGAAAAUUAACAAUUGUAUCAUUAGUUUACCUGUGCAUUCUUGAUUUAUUUAUUGAAUAAGAAAGAACUUUGCUUUUAUGUAGACUCAUGAAAGAUAGACUAGUAAAGCUUUUGGGAAGACAGAAAAUGUAGAAAUUUAUCCAUAGAGCCUUGAGUGUUUCUGUUAUUGUUUAUACUGGAAGGAGGAUGCUCACACAUUUUUGUGUAUUUAUGUCAAGAAUACCUUUUUGCCUUUUCUAGAUGGUAAUUUAUUUGAUCUUGUGAUCUGGCCUUGUAAAUAAGCAUUGAAUCUGCACUUGAAGGGUGAACAUGUGUCCUAGAUUGUUAAGAUAAUGAUUGAACUUAUAGAACUGGCUGGCCCUUUCUAUGACUGGUUUUGAUUUAAAUCUAUGGGAGAUGACUUAUGGACCAUAUCAGAUUUCUAAUACUACUUACGCAAAGCAGUUCGUACUCAUUUUACUGAUCUAUUAUAAAAAAUUAUCUUUGCAUCUAUAAAAUAGGUUUAAUGAUCUCUGAGAAUUUUAUUUAUAGCAAUGCUUACCUGAUGUUUUAUCCAACUAUACAAGCAGAGAUAUUAAGUUCAGGCCAGGGCAACUGCAGUUUUAGUAAUGCUGUGGCUGGUCCAAUCAUUGGUGGUCCAUUCACUUUAAUUAAUACAGAAGAUGAGAUCAUCACAGAAAAGAAUUUUCUAGGGAACUGGGUUCUCCUUUACUUUGGCUAUACAUCAUCACCUGAUGUUGGACCCGAGCAGGUCAAUUUGAUGGCAAAGGCUAUAGAUAUAUUAGAAUCAAAAGAGAAUCUUAAGAUUUUACCUGUAUGUGUCACAAUUGACCCUCAUCGUGACACACCUGUGCAACUCCGCUCUUACCUUAAAGAGUUUGACUCAAGAAUAGUGGGAUUGACUGGUCCUGACAAUGCUGUAAGGCAAAUGGCACAAGAAUAUCGUGUUUUCUUCAAGAAGGUUGAGGAGGAAGGAGGAGAUUAUCUUGUUGAGUCUUCCCACAACAUGUAUCUGAUGAACCCGAAAAUGGAGGUUGUAAGAUGCUUUGGAAUUGAGUACUCUGCAGAAGAACUGUCAAAGGAUAUAUCAAAAGAAAUGAAGAAAAUUCCAAGUUAAUACCCAGAAGCUCUGGUACGUUUGGGUUGACACCUUAAACUCGGAGCCUCAAACUUCAUUCACAUUUAGAUGGUUAAACAAUCCAAACAAAGUAAUCAUUCCUUUUCUCCAAAAUGUUUUUUUUUUUUUCUCUUUUUUUUUUUUUUAAAUUUUUAUUUCCGUGAAAAUUAGGGCAAAGCAUCAAAUGUGACCUAAUGAAUGAGAUGAAGGUCAUUUAACAUGAGAGGAUUAACUGAAUUUUGAAUUUUGAAGUUUGAACUCUUACAUUGAUCAUUGAGGUAAUGGUACAGUUGAAUGCAAAGUGUGUCUUCGAUUUAUACUGAACUGCUAUUUUUUAAGAAAAUUGAAAUGGAUUA
Rubroshorea leprosula is the source of this 1805-nucleotide messenger RNA. NCBI's taxonomy places the organism in Eukaryota, Viridiplantae, Streptophyta, Magnoliopsida, Malvales, Dipterocarpaceae. The record is from the annotation of a GenBank genome assembly.